AUGGAAAGUAAGUCAAAACUGGUAUCAAUCGAUAGAGGAGGUCAAGGAGAUCAGGAUAAUCUAGGUCUCUAAGUCCCUUUUCCUCUAGGAAUGGAGUUAUGAUUUUUCAAAACUAAAAAAUGAUCAACUUUGAGAAGCUCUAAUUCGACUGCCAUGUGUUCAUGAACUAUUUAGACAUUAUUCUGCGUCGAUUGAUAACUCGUUCAACGAAUUUAAGCUGAGGCAAUCUUGAAGCUUUUGGAUGAAGCUGAAUCGACUGAUAACUUAUAUCAAUCGAAAGCUUACGCUGAGUCAUUCCGACUGAUAUGAUUAUAUGAACUGUAGUUGGUCUACGAGCCGAGAAUCAGCAGCCUCCGUUUGGGAAUAAAAGUGCGCGUCAGAUCGAAUAAGUUGUGUGUAGUUGCACGUCAGGUCAAAUGCACGUCUGAGGUCCUCAUCGGUGUGGUUUCCUCGCGAGAAAGGUAAAGUUCAAAAAAAAUUCACUUUUUUUUAAAAUUCAUUGAUCGGAAUUUUUAGAUGAAGAAUUGCACUUGAAACAUUUUGAACUCGAAUAAUCUUUCAUUAAAAUAUGAAAAAAGUGACGAAUUUUUUUUCAGUGCUGGUGCAGGGACUUGUCGAACAGACUGUUGAGAUCGAUCUAGAGUUCGACCCUCAGUUCAUUGAAUUGGGCAACGGAUAUGGCCAAGUAGAAGAUGACCAGCCUCUUAGCUGUGAGUUUUUUUUUUCCAAGCAGAUUUGUAAAAAAAAAUGUUGUUGCAGGGUCGGACACACAGUCCACAGCAGACUACGAUGGUGACUUCUUUGAAAUUUGA
Messenger RNA from Caenorhabditis auriculariae, 812 nucleotides. The record is from the annotation of a GenBank genome assembly. Lineage: Eukaryota; Metazoa; Nematoda; Chromadorea; Rhabditida; Rhabditidae.